Molecule: messenger RNA, 291 nt
Organism: Cooperia oncophora
Lineage: Eukaryota; Metazoa; Nematoda; Chromadorea; Rhabditida; Trichostrongylidae
Source: the annotation of a GenBank genome assembly
AUGAAUAUGUGUAUCGAAAUGACUCCACAAACAUCAGUCGAAGAAAUUCCCGAGGAGAUCGCUAACCGUACCCAUGGUGAAGUUCGUCUUCAGUCCGGUACCAACAAAUUCAGUUCACAGCGUGGUAUGACUGGCUUCGGUACUGGCCGUGAUGUGUGCCGAGAGGGAAAGCACGUCAACACCAACCCUGCAGAUCUCCAGGACCUUCCCGAGGAGAAGAUUCGUCUCUCAGACGGCAUUGUGCGUCUCCAAGCCGGUACCAACAAGUAUGAUUCUCAGAAGGUUGGUUAA